Molecule: messenger RNA, 5055 nt
Organism: Echinops telfairi (small Madagascar hedgehog)
Lineage: Eukaryota; Metazoa; Chordata; Mammalia; Afrosoricida; Tenrecidae
Gene: ZSWIM5
Product: zinc finger SWIM-type containing 5
Exons: 14
Coding region: 1-3003 (1000 amino acids)
Cellular component (GO): Cul2-RING ubiquitin ligase complex
Molecular function (GO): zinc ion binding
Source: RefSeq, a predicted model, not a curated record
AUGAAGAAUCUCUCUAAACACACUUUUUUUUCCCCCUUAGGUUUCCAUCUGAGUGGCACAGUAACUGAGCCGGCCACAGCUUCGGAACCAGCAAUGACUUACAAAGUUGCCAUCAGUUUUGAUCGAUGCAAAAUCACUUCUGUGACAUGUGGCUGUGGGAACAAGGACAUAUUCUACUGUGCUCAUGUGGUAGCACUUUCACUCUACAGGAUCCGUAAACCAGAUCAAGUCAAAUUGCGUCUUCCUAUCUCAGAAACCCUUUUCCAGAUGAAUAGGGAUCAGCUACAGAAGUUUAUUCAAUAUUUAAUAACAGCUCACCACACUGAAGUUCUUCCUACUGCACAGAAACUGGCAGAUGAGAUUCUAUCCUCCAACUCAGAAAUCAACCAAGUGCAUGGUGCCCCUGAUCCCACAGCUGGGGCCAGCAUUGAUGAUGAGAACUGUUGGCAUUUGGAUGAAGAACAGGUGAAGGAACAAGUGAAACUCUUUCUUUCUCAGGGGGGUUACUAUGGCUCUGGAAAGCAACUCAACUCAAUGUUUGCCAAGGUUCGAGAGAUGCUACGAAUGAGAGAUUCCAAUGGAGCCAGGAUGUUGACGCUUAUAACUGAGCAGUUUAUGGCCGACCCACGUCUCACACUCUGGAGGCAGCAAGGAACAAGCAUGACAGACAAGUGCAGACAACUCUGGGAUGAGUUAGGGGCUUUAUGGGUGUGCAUCAUUUUAAAUCCACACUGCAAACUGGAGGAAAAAUCCUGUUGGCUGCUGCAGCUGCAGAAGUGGAGCGACCUUGAUGUCUGUCCCCUGGAGGAUGGGAAUUAUGGGCAUGAGCUGCCCAACAUCACCAAUGCACUUCCCCAGAGUGCCAAUCACAGCCCAGACUCUCUAUCCAGACCAAGACGAACAGUGUUCACUAGAGCCAUCGAGGGCCGUGAAUUGCAUUGGCAGGACAGCCACUUACAGCGGAUAAUCAGCAGUGAUCUAUAUACAGCUCCUGCUUGCCAACGGGAAAGUGAGAGACUGCUCUUCAAUUCUCAAGGCCAGCCACUGUGGCUUGAGCAUGUACCUACAGCCUGCGCUCGGGUUGAUGCCUUGCGUUCCCAUGGUUAUCCAAAAGAGGCCCUCAGACUCACGGCGGCCAUUAUCAAUACUCUGAGGCUGCAGCAACAGAGGCAACUGGAGAUCUACAAGCAUCAAAAGAAAGAACUGUUGCAGAGAGGAACCACAACCAUCACAAACCUGGAGGGCUGGGUGGGCCACCCCCUGGACCCCAUUGGCUGUCUUUUUCUCACUUUGACUGAGGCCUGCCGCCUGAAUGAUGAUGGCUAUCUGGAAGUGUCAGAUAUGAGUGAGAGCAGAACCCCUGUGUACCAGCAUGUACCUGUGGCUGCAGGCUGCCCAAACAACAGUGAGUCCUACUUAUCGUUGGCCCUUGAAGUUGCUCUGAUGGGAAUGGGCCAACAGAGGGUGAUGCCUGAAGGCCUCUACGCACAGGAUAAAGUGUGCCGAAAUGAGGAGCAACUCCUGAGUCGACUGCAGGAACUGCAACUGGAUGAUGAACUAGUGCAGACACUGCAGAAACAGUGCAUCUUACUGCUGGAAGGCGGUCCCUUCAGCGGUCUGGGAGAAGUCAUCCAUCGAGAAAGUGUGCCCAUGCAUACCUUUGCCAAAUAUUUGUUCUCAGCUCUCCUGCCUCAUGAUCCAGACUUGUCCUAUAAAUUAGCCUUACGUGCCAUGAGGUUACCAGUUCUAGAAAACUCAACCUCUACAGGUGACACUUCCCACCCUCACCAUAUGGUGUCGGUGGUACCCAGCCGUUAUCCUCGCUGGUUCACGCUUGGACACUUGGAAUCACAGCAGUGUGAACUGGCCUCCACCAUGCUGACCGCUGCCAAAGGGGACACUCUGAGGCUCCGAACAAUCCUGGAAGCAAUACAGAAACACAUCCACUCUUCUUCCCUCAUCUUCAAACUGGCUCAAGAUGCAUUCAAGAUCGCUACUCCCACAGACAGUAGUACUGACAGCACCCUGCUCAAUGUGGCCCUGGAGCUGGGAUUACAGGUGAUGCGGAUGACCUUAUCAACUCUUAACUGGAGGCGGCGGGAGAUGGUGCGGUGGCUGGUGACUUGUGCCACGGAAGUGGGUGUGCGGGCCCUGGUGAGCAUCUUGCAGAGCUGGUACACGCUCUUCACCCCUACGGAGGCUACUAGCAUUGUGGCUGCCACGGCCGUGUCCCAUACCACCAUCCUGCGCCUCAGCCUCGACUACCCACAGCGGGAGGAGCUGGCUAGCUGCGCGCGCACUCUGGCCCUGCAGUGCGCCAUGAAGGAUCCGCAGAGCUGUGCCCUGUCGGCGCUCACACUCUGUGAGAAAGACCACAUCGCCUUUGAGGCAGCCUACCAGAUCGCCAUUGAUGCUGCCGCUGGCGGCAUGACCCAUUCACAGCUGUUCACCAUCGCCCGCUACAUGGAGCUCCGUGGCUACCCGCUACGUGCCUUCAAGCUGGCCUCACUGGCCAUGAGCCAUCUCAACCUGGCCUAUAACCAGGACACCCACCCAGCCAUCAAUGAUGUGCUCUGGGCAUGCGCCCUCAGCCACUCUCUGGGCAAGAAUGAGCUGGCGGCCCUCAUCCCCCUGGUGGUGAAGAGCGUGCACUGCGCUACCGUGCUUUCAGACAUCCUGCGGCGCUGCACGGUGACUGCACCGGGCCUGGCCGGCAUCCCAGGCCGCCGCAGUUCCGGGAAGCUUAUGUCCACUGACAAAGCCCCACUGCGUCAGCUGCUGGAUGCCACCAUCAAUGCCUAUAUCAACACCACGCACUCACGUUUGACGCACAUCAGCCCCCGCCACUACGGAGAGUUCAUUGAGUUUCUGAGCAAGGCCCGGGAGACCUUCCUGCUGCCCCAGGAUGGCCACCUGCAGUUUGCCCAGUUCAUCGACAACCUCAAACAGAUCUACAAAGGCAAGAAGAAGCUGAUGCUGCUGGUGCGAGAGCGCUUCGGCUGAGGACACGGACAGCACACCACUGGGCAGGCUGGGCUUCUAGGUUCCAUCAGGUCAGGCCAAGGACAUGGAAACAUUGGUCCCCCCUGAGAUGGCCCUGAGCACCUGUGGCUGAAACCAAAGGACCACAGGGCUAAGAUGGGGAGAGCCCAGCUCUAACUACUGUGCCUGCGUUGGCCAGGUUCUCACUUCAGCCCACUGUUCCGGGAGGAGCUGGGCCCUGCAGAUUGAUCAGAAACCCCACAACAUGCCACCUCGCAUCCCCUUAUCCCGCGCCUCCUGGGCAAUGGCCCUCUCUCCCUUGGCAAACACAGAACACUGUUCCGUCUCAGGGAUUGUUUAACCAGAGAAACAGAAGCAUUUAUGGUACUGUAAAUACUAUAGUAUAUGUGUUGCCAAUGACAUUGUAAAGUUGUAACUAUUUAUAAUUCUAGUUCUGAUUUCAUGGGCACUUGAAGUAGUGAUGGGUGGGAGGCUAGGCCGGUUGGAAGGAGGUCUUUGUGUUUUCUGAGGAGACUCACAACCAUUUCUCAGGUUUCCCUUGUAGAGUAUAUGCUGUUGGCAAUGGAAGGGUGGGGGUGGCAGGGAGGAAAUGGCCAGUUGGAAUUAUUCCCACCUAGUCUAUGCAGAAACCCCAGGCUGCAGACAGGGCAUCUGUAGCCCAGAUGUGGGGAAGGGGCAGAGACCAGGACUUAGAUGUUUGCCUCAUGAAGCUAUGAGAACACUGGCACCCCAGUUCCUGCCCCUGCCUGCUGAGCUCCUGAGAAGCAAGUGCAGGGAGCUGAGGGCCUGGGGUCUGGGAAGCCCUUGUGCUUAUAAAGUACUCGCACAUCUACUCUGGUCCCUUGUUAGAGUGUGUCUUCUUUCAUCUCUAAUUAUGCUGUGUCUAAUGAUCUUUGCGUGUUAGAACUGUGAUUGCCUGUCUGUAUGUCCCGGCCCUAUAAUGUGGCAGGGAGCGAAGGGCCUCAUAUAUACCAGUUUAGCAUGUGUCAGUUUGGCAUAUGUCUACAUACGUGUUGUAUGAAUACAUGUGUGUAUGCAGGAGUGUGCGUGUCUCUGAGGGAACACACAUACUUACACGCCUGAAUCUGUAAGUGCAUUCCUGUUUAUGUGUGUGCAUGUUUAGUGUGUAUGUGUCUGGGUAUAUAUGUCUGUGUGUAUGCCUACUCUUCAUCAGGGGUCUGUCUUCAUGAGUACUUCUAGGUGUAGGUCUGUCUGUGUACUCAUGUUUGAGGACAGGCAUGAAUGUGUCCCAUUCGUUUGACAGAUAGCUCUUCCUCAUCCCUCUCUGAUUUACCAGCUAAACAUGCCCCCAUCUCUGUGCUGCCUCUAUUCGCCAUUUUCUCUUAACAAACAAGCUUCUUGGCACUGGUCCCUCUUCCCUAAAACUGACUGCUUGGGCUCUACCAUUCUCUUCUCAUUCCAACCUUGCUUUCUCCCCCCACCUUUCUACCUCAAGCUUCCUCUGCCAGCUUUUGUCACAGGCCCUCUGGCCGCUCAUUUGGAGGCUGGGGCUAGAAUGUGUUUGGCCUUGCCCUUCUAAUUGCUAGCCCUACUGGGCUACCUUUUUCUUAGCUUUGGCUGACCUCCAUAGUGUAUCGUGUUCCUUCUACCUGCCUGUCCCCUGUUAACAGCGUGGAAUUUGUAUAGGAGGUAGCAAGGGACAUUCAGAAGAGUCCUUUGGAUGCCAAUGUCUCGUGUUGACUGUUCCAUGUCCUAGUUUCUGAGUGGGGGUGGGUGUUCUAGGGAAGGGUGGUGUAGCUAGAGUGUGGACUAAGGACCUUCCUGUCUCCUUUGUUUUCCUUUCAAUGACAAACUUGUGUCACCUUUCUUUGCUCUGACAAACCAAUAAGUUGUACUUACUUUUUGUGGCUACUGAAGUCUUACUGCCCAGCCAUGGGCCCCUACAAUCUCUCAGCCCAAUGGGUUGGUGAAAAAGAAAAAAGGAGAGAGAAAAAAGCCACUCCUGUUUCUGUAUCACGAUUGCCCUCUUUUUAGCAAAUGUGUGAACUCACAGUGCUUUCCUAUGAAUAAAUCAUGGAUCACAGAAAAGAU